UUUUACAAGUUUUCAGAAAAUUCGCCAUAAAGGUAGUCAAUUUUUCAAUAUACCGAGAUGUUUUCCGGGAAUGUUUCAUACGGAAAAAUCUUUGGAAUCGCAGUCACAGCCUUCGUCAUAAUCCAGCAAGUUUCCACUAGUCCAACAAGAUAUCAUCGUUUCAAAAAAGGUCCAACAGCACCUGUGAACAUCAACCCGGAUGAAUACAGUAAGGAAUACUGGAACAAAUUGGCAAAGAAUGAGCUCGACAAGAGCAUGAAGAUAAAUGCCAAAUUGAAUGUGGCUCGGGCGAAAAACGUAAUCAUGUUCCUGGGAGACGGAAUGAGUAUUCCGACUACGACAGCCGCCAGAAUCUUGAAAGGUCAAUUGACAAAAAUCGAUUCGACAGGAGAAGAAGCGUCUUUGGUGUUCGAAGAUUUUCCUCACAUCGCAUUAUCAAAAACAUACAAUGUGGAUUUCCAAGUACCAGAUUCAGCAGGUACAGGAACAGCGUACUUGACUGGCGUCAAGGCGAACUCGGGUACGGUAGGAGUCACUGCUGCCGUACCUCGGUACGACUGCAAUGCCAGCAACAUCGAAGAGAACCAGGUCGACUCAUUUCUCCAAUGGGCCAUAGACGACGGACGAAAUGCUGGACUCGUUACAACAACCAGAAUCACACACGCCACACCAGCAGCUGCCUACGCACAUUGUGCCAAUCGUGACUGGGAAUGCGUCGGAUUCGAACCCUGGGAGGGUCCAGAAACUGAACUUCCGGAUCAUUGCAAAGACAUUGCAACCCAGUUGGUCAACGGAAAGACUGGCAAGGGUCUCAAGGUGAUUUUCGGAGGCGGAAGACAUGCCUUCGACGGGACCAUUAAGCCCACAGAAAACGAUCCCAAAGGAUCCUGCGUCAGAAACGUGAAGGAAAGUUUGAUCGAAGAAUGGCAGGAACUUCACAAGGACGAGAAAGCACACUACAUUGAAAAAAAGACCGAACUUGAAAAACUUGACGCAAAAAACGUCGACCGAGUGCUCGGAGAAGAAGCGUCUUUGGUGUUCGAAGAUUUUCCUCACAUCGCAUUAUCAAAAACAUACAAUGUGGAUUUCCAAGUACCAGAUUCAGCAGGUACAGGAACAGCGUACUUGACUGGCGUCAAGGCGAACUCGGGUACGGUAGGAGUCACUGCUGCCGUACCUCGGUACGACUGCAAUGCCAGCAACAUCGAAGAGAACCAGGUCGACUCAUUUCUCCAAUGGGCCAUCGACGACGGACGAAAUGCUGGACUCGUUACAACAACCAGAAUCACACACGCCACACCAGCAGCUGCCUACGCACAUUGUGCCAAUCGUGACUGGGAAUGCGUCGGAUUCGAACCCUGGGAAGGUCCAGAAACUGAACUUCCGGAUCAUUGCAAAGACAUUGCAACCCAGUUGGUCAACGGAAAGACUGGCAAGGGUCUCAAGGUGAUUUUCGGAGGCGGAAGACAUGCCUUCGACGGGACUAUUAAGCCCACAGAAAACGACCCCAAAGGAUCCUGCGUCAGAAACGUGAAGGAAAGUUUGAUCGAAGAAUGGCAGGAACUUCACAAGGACGAGAAAGCACACUACAUUGAAAAAAAGACCGAACUUGAAAAACUUGACGCAAAAAACGUGGAAGGAGGAAGAAUUGACCACGCUCAUCACGCCUUACAAAUGAAUGCCGCAUUCCUGGAACUUCUAGACAUGGAGUCUGCAGUUUCUGCGGCCAUGGAAAUGACUGACCCGGAUGAAACCCUCAUCAUAGUCACAGCCGAUCACUCACACACCAUGUCUUUCGGUGGAUGGCCACAACGUGGAACACCAUUGCAUGGUAUGGGUGGCGAUGAUGAUGACGGAAUAGCUUACCUGAAAAUGGCCUACGCCAAUGGCCCACGGCCGUAUUUAUACAACGAAACCCAACGACCAGAUCCACAAGGUGAAGCAGUGGAGAAACCAGAUUACCAACCGUUGGUGCCCGUCAACCUGUACUCGGAAACCCAUGGCGCCGAUGACGUCGCAAUUUACGCCCAAGGACCCAUGGCACACAUGUUCCACGGGGUGCAUGAACAAAAUUACAUUGCCCACGUCAUGGGAUACGCGAGUUGCACGGGUCAAUACCGGAACAACUGCCGGUCAUCCGCUUCCGGAAAAAUGGCAAUUAGUUGUGCUUGGCUGUUUGUCUUGUCCAUGAUUGUUUUCGCAAUUCCCGGGAGAAACUUUUGAGAAUGUGAAAAAUCGAUUUUCCUUCCGGCAUCCGGACAAGGUAUCAAUCGAGAGGGUAUUUUUUUUCGAUUAAACCGAGGUUUUUUCUUGACUUUUGGAUUUUGA
Notodromas monacha is the source of this 2328-nucleotide messenger RNA. The record is from the annotation of a GenBank genome assembly. NCBI's taxonomy places the organism in Eukaryota, Metazoa, Arthropoda, Ostracoda, Podocopida, Cyprididae.